Molecule: messenger RNA, 1107 nt
Organism: Mucor mucedo
Lineage: Eukaryota; Fungi; Mucoromycota; Mucoromycetes; Mucorales; Mucoraceae
Product: mitochondrial carrier domain-containing protein
Exons: 5
Coding region: 194-1045 (283 amino acids)
Biological process (GO): transmembrane transport
Cellular component (GO): mitochondrial inner membrane
Molecular function (GO): S-adenosyl-L-methionine transmembrane transporter activity
Source: RefSeq, a predicted model, not a curated record
UAAAUUUGAUGGGAUCCCAUCAUGUCAGUUUAUUUUUUUAUAUUUUGUGGUGGAUUUAAGGGAAAGGGUUUUCCUCUUCAAACAAACAAGUGGGGGGUUUUUUUUCUGGCUGUCUCUCUCUCCCUCCCUCUCUAUCUCUCUCUCUUUUUUCUGUCAGAGUUAAUCGGCAAGAGAUUUUAUAGCAGUCAUUUCGAUGGGAAAAGAUAACCAGCAUACACAGGCCAACCUUAGACAGGCCCUAGUGGCAGGUGCAUUAGCUGGAAUAGCUGUUGAUUCAGUGUUAUUUCCAUUAGAUACUAUUAAAACACGCUUACAAUCACAAGCUGGUUUUGUGGUUUCUGGAGGUUUUCGAGGCGUGUACUCUGGAUUGUUGUCUGCAUUCAUUGGAAGUGCUCCUAAUGCGUCCUUGUUUUUUGUUACAUACGAAGCCAUGAAAAGGUUACUAGGUGCCUCCACAGAUGGAUCGGUUCAAUCACCGUUUAUAUAUAUGACAGCAGCCUCCUGCGGUGAAAUUUCUGCUUGUACUGUACGCGUGCCAACAGAAGUCAUUAAGCAGCGUAUGCAAAUCAAACAAUUUAAUACAACACUGGGAGCCGUUUCCAGCGUCCUUAGAACAGAAGGUAUAUUGGGAUUUUACAGAGGAUUUUUACCUACAGUAGCUCGAGAAAUCCCAUUUACAUGUAUACAGUUCCCCUUAUACGAAUACUUUAAAAGCAGAUAUAGAAGGUACAAGGGUGCCAGAGUAGAACCAUAUGAGGCAGCAUUGAUGGGAUCUUUAGCAGGUGGCAUUGGAGCUGCCAUUACAACUCCUUUAGACGUCUGUAAGACUAGGAUUAUGCUGUCAUCAAAGACCGACACAAAAACCAAACCAUACACUGGCAUUGUUUCCACCAUGAAGAGAAUUGUGGCAGAAGAAGGACCCAAGAAACUGUUGGCAGGGAUUGGACCACGGGUGAUGUGGAUAUCUAUUGGUGGAAGUAUAUUUUUGGGUGUGUACGAAAAAGCUGUAAAGACAUGUACACAGUUACAAUUAUUGGACCGAUAGACUUAUAAAAAAGAAGAAAAAUGUGUACAUAUUAAAAAAUGCUAGUUUAAAAUUUUUAUUUA